Lottia gigantea (owl limpet) is the source of this 1049-nucleotide messenger RNA. RefSeq lists its product as hypothetical. The record is from RefSeq and is a predicted model, not a curated record. Bases 188 to 643 code for a protein of 151 amino acids. The transcript has 4 exons. NCBI's taxonomy places the organism in Eukaryota, Metazoa, Mollusca, Gastropoda, Lottiidae.
ACAAGAUCGAUUCUUUGACAUUAUUUUAGUCAGGGAGUAACUGACGAGUAGACUUUAAGGCUUCAACGAAAACGUUCCACAAGAAACACAGAGUUUGUUUCGGCUAGAUUGAUUCAAAUUUGAAUAUUGAGUCUCAACAAAAACGUCCAAAAGGAACACGGGGAAUAGAUCGAGAGUUUUGGAUAAAAUGGCUACCAAUGGAUUGUUUGUCGGACUGAUUGUAUUACUGACUGUUACACAAGUCUAUACAACAUGUGUGAUACCUACAGCCUUACAAGGGACCUGGGACGUACAGGGUCGAACCAACACUCUGACCUUCACCUCAUCAAUGUUAGUAGGGGUCAAACUGGAUCAGUUUCCUAAUAUUGUCUUCAACUGUUUCACUCAUUCAGGAAAUGAAUUUGUCUUUAGAUCGAAUCUAGAAGAACUAUUUGGUGUAUCAGUGAAAAUUUAUUUUUGUUUGGACUUCGAUCAAGUCUCUUCGUCAGAAUACAAGAUGUACGAACUGACCCAUAAAGUUGGUCUAUAUUAUGAAGAUCGUGCACGUGCAUUCUUACUGUCUGAUGACCCCAAUGUUACUAAGGCUGAUGUUUGUCAACUGAGUAGAUCUACAGUUACACCAAGAAUCAUGAUAAAACGAUAACUUACACCCACUGAUUGUACCCUCAGCCACGAACGGACCAAAUCAUCAACAUACAAAAUGCUCAUAUUAAUUAUUGAACCAAGACCGACAACUCUAGCCCUACCUAGUUUCACAGACGUGAUAUUUGGAUGUGAUAUCGUCACUGUGAUUGCGUAUGAGAAACUGGGAGGGGCUAGAUUGAACCAAGACCGACAACCCUAGCCCUACCUAGUUCCUCAGACGUGAUAUUUGGAUGUGAUAUCGUCACUGUGAUUACGUAUGAGAAACUGGGAGGGGCUAGAUUGAACCAAGUAUUUUAUGCGAUAAAAACCUAUAAACUCGAAUGUUAAAUUAUUGUGUUCCUGUAUUGUUUAUUUUAAUGUAUGUCUUUUGUUUUUGUUAAAUUAAUAUAAUUGAAAAAUGUCAA